Messenger RNA from Drosophila ficusphila, 5859 nucleotides. RefSeq lists its product as uncharacterized. NCBI's taxonomy places the organism in Eukaryota, Metazoa, Arthropoda, Insecta, Diptera, Drosophilidae. Gene Ontology annotation, molecular function: potassium ion leak channel activity. Gene Ontology annotation, cellular component: membrane. Gene Ontology annotation, biological process: potassium ion transmembrane transport; stabilization of membrane potential. The record is from RefSeq and is a predicted model, not a curated record.
CCAAGCCCCACGGAUGCUCGACGCAUAAAAAGCUCCAACACUUGGAGACUCGCGAACGAUAAACAGUUAUAACAUCCAGCCAACUCGCGAUUUCACAGUGUUUUUCUCGUUAAUUUGCGUAGUCGCCAACCGUUUUGUUUCAAUUUUUUUGUGAGUGCUUUGAAGUGCCGUUGAGAUAAGCCCUGGGAAAUUCAGUCAAGUUCAAUUUCGUGCCAAAGGACCUUAUUUCAGCCAUGGCCCAAACAGGGGCCAAAACCACGUGCACGCGGCGCCGCCGCCAGUUUUUAUUGUCUGACGGUCAACAUCGGCAGCAUCAACUACAAUAUUAACGGAUUCCCCAAAUAGAGUGCUUAAUAUUACCGUUAGUUGUUAUAAUCGGCUUGGAUCGCGUUCCGUUAAUCGUGUAAAUAAACUGAUUAAGCGAUAGUGACUUUCUAGCGGCGGUAUCCUGUAUAUUUUCGUAAAUGGGGCGGCUGAACAUUAUCAACAGUUGGAAGAUCUUAUAAACUUUAAAGUCGGUCAUCAGGUCGAAUUGCCACAGCUUAUUGGAACUCAUCAAAGCUAGCUAAAGCAUCCGGCGUGACAGGCUGUCUCACUUCCACUUCCACUUCCACCUUCACCCAACUGCUGAGAACUGAGAACGAAGAACCGCUGAGAAAGACCGAAAAAAAAAAACGCAGGAUCGUAAAAGGGCGCGCUACAACAAUAACAACAUUUUAUGACGGUCACAUAAUAACAUCGACAAACACCCGCCCGCCCCCGCUCCCGGCCACGCCCACCCACAAGCGAAGGCGAAAAAGGGGAUGCAAAUUACGUGGCACAUGAAGCGUUUGCGUCAAAGCGUUUGAUUUGGUUGUCAAGGGCAGAAGAGAAGCGCGUUUAGCCGAAACUUUACACCUUCGCUCUCUCGAUUCGAUCAGGUUGAUUGAUUGACUGGCAGAUUGGCCAGGGGUCGGAGGUCGGAGGUCACGGCAAUCCGACAGGCAGCAGCAGCAAAAGCACCCCCAGCAGCACCAGCAGCAACCGAAGAAGAACAAUGAACAAAAAGUCGCCUCUGCCGCUGGCGGCAUUCCUUGGCGGCGACGGCAGCGGCGGUGGCGGAACCUGUACCGCCAGCGGCAGCAGCAACGUGGUGGCAACGGCGGCGGCGGCAGCGGCAGCGGCAGCAGCGAACGGCUCCAGCGGACGCGGCGGCGGACGACAGACGUCGGCGGGCGGACAGUCGGGCGGCGGCUCCAAGGCGGAUAAGCAGGCGGGACGGGAGGGCGGCGGCGGCGGUGGCGGCGGGAGUCUGUGCGGAUGCCAAAGGGCGCCCAAGUCGCACUGCAUUUCGGCCACAGGCGUGCUUCUGUUGGUUUUGCUCUAUACCGCCAUGGGCUCCAUUGUGUUCGUGACCCUCGAGGGCGAAUUGGAGGACGGCGGCACCCUGGAAACUGCGGUGGCUGCCUCCAAACCGUUUCCCCGCACUGAACUGGCCAACGCGGACAUAAGAUCCAGGACCGUUGAUCGCUUGUGGUCGAUAACGGAGGACCUGAACAUACUGUACAAGGAGAACUGGACCCGCCUCGCCGCGCAGGAGGUGCAGCUUUUUCAGGACUCCUUGCUGCUGGCGGUGCGCCAGUCGAAGGUGUAUCCCCGCGGCAUCCAGCUGAAUGCACCCACCCACAAAUGGACCUACGCCUCGGCCUUCCUCUACUCCCUGACAUUAAUUACGACGAUAGGCUACGGAGGCGUCUCCCCCCGGACGCAGUGGGGUCGAGUGGCGGCCCUCGUGUACGCCCUCUUCGGGAUCCCCAUCGUGCUGCUCUACCUGUCCGCCAUGGGCGAGGCCCUCUCGGCGGGCAUGCGCUGCCUGUUCCGCCGCCAGCGGAUCAAGGGCGGUCCGGGCGGGACCGCGGGCGGCGGCGGCUCCUCCGGCAGCGGCGGCCCGAGCUCCAGCGGCACCGGCGGCGGCGGCGGCGGCCGGAAGACGGACAAGAGCAAGGGCCCGGGGCAUUAUGGCCACCAGAAGCUGCACCAGUACGCUCCCCCGUCGGUCUACCAGCAGCAGCAGCAGCAGGCGGCGCAGCAGCAGCAGUCGCAACAGCAGCAGCAGUCGCAGCAGCAGCAGGCGCAGCAGCAGCAGCAGGGCAAGAAGGCCGCCGGCAAGCGGCGCGGCUCCCCCAGCGUCCCCAUCUCCAUCUGCGUGUGCGUGCUGCUCUGCUACGUGAGCAGCGGGGCCAUCCUCUUCCACAAGCUGCAGAACUGGAGCGUACUGGAGUCGCUCUACUUCUGCUUCACCUCGCUGGGCACCAUCGGCUUUGGCGAGAUGGCGCCCAACGGGGCCGUCGCCCUCUACUCGGCCUCCGCUUACAUCCUGGUGGGCAUGGCCGUGGUGGCCAUGUGCUUCAGCCUCAUCCAGACGGAGAUCGUGCUCUGGCUGCGCCGCUUCAGCGUGCAGGACCACGUGAUGCCCAAGGCCGAGGAGCUGGCCCUCGUCACCGUGGCGGUCACGCCCAAGCCCUCCUGACAACGACCCAGCGCUGAUCCCUCAAUGGGAGUGGGCGGAAUGGGAGUCGGAAUGGGAGUGGGAGUGGGAGUGGGCCUGCCGCAGAACAACCUCGGCCAGCACCAGACCAUGUUCUUCGGACCCGCCCACACGCUCACGCAGUACAGCUCGCUGCCGCGGAGGAGCCACCUGCAGGCGGGCGGCGGCGGCGGCGGCGGCUCCUCCGCCUUCCAGCGGAACACGCCAAUCCGGCGCUCGACGGGCAUACCGGAGCACCACCUGGAGUACUUUGUGCCGCGCAGCAUCAGUGAGUUCAACCUGUCGGGCGUUGGGGAUCUGGCCUUGCCCCCGCCCCGUCGCUACUCCCCCAGCAUGCUGGGCGGUGGUGGUGGCAUGAACAUGAGUGGCGGUGGCAUGGGUAUGGGCAUGAGCGGCAUGGGUGGCAUGGGCGGCAUGGGGAUGGGCCUGCCGCACGGCCUCCAGCUUGGUCCGCCCCAAACGCUCCUCUGCUCGGCCACGCCCACCGUACAGCAGCAGCAGCAGCCGCCGCCGCCCCCCGCCCAACUGCAGAUCGUGACUUUGAAGCCGCGCAGCGAGAAGAUGGUGACCUUCGAGGACGAAUCGAAGCAGGCGGUGGGCGUGGCAGGGGCAGGAGUAGGAGCAGGUGGCUCCGGGUCGGGAACCCCGCCGCACUGUCCGCACGGAGUGCCCACCACACCGCGCAAGUCGCCGGCGGUGGGCGACAUCUUCAUGUGACCAGGAGCCCAGGACGAGGCCGCCCAGCUGGACGCCGCGAUGCGGCUGCGCGACAGCAUCGAUGAUGCACUGUGUCCGAAGGCGGGACCCGCGCCAGGUGAAGUGAUACGUGUCUAGGCAGGAGGAGCCCAUUGCAAGUCCCCACAAGCAAACCAAACACACUGUAAGUAAAUGCACACACACAUACACACUAACACACUCCGUACACACACACAAUCGCAAAAGGAACAUCGCAAUCGCGUAACACUUCCCAAAAAAGAAAAGAAAAGGAGAACGAAAAAAAGCAUAGCCUACUUUCGAGGGCCACCGAGCUCAACUUGAAGUUCAUCGUGUUUUUCUGCAUAUAAACUAUAAAUAAAACAUUGGGCAAAUAUUUAUUAAUAUGUGUGUAAAUAUAGCAAACAAAAGCAAAAGCAAAAGCAAAAACAAAAACCACAAAGGAAGCAAACAACUGAAGUUGAGUCGCACUUCGUGACGGAAUGAGCGAGUGAAUUAAAAUUAAAAUUCUAAAUGAUAAAUGCAUAAAUAAUUGAAUGCUGCAUGAGGGCGUUUUUAAAGUUAAUGCCGCAGCACACAAACCCAGAAAUUAAUAAAUACACACCCACACACACACACACACACACACACAACUAUGAAUAAUAAAUAGUGCGUGGGCGUGGCACUUUGGGGGGCGGAGCAGGGCAGGCAGAGCAAACAGAAUGCAAAUGAAAAUGACAAAUUGUAUAAAUACCAGAGGACAAAGUUUAUUUAAGCGAUUUGUUAGUUAGUCGCUCCUGCUCCCUCACGCUCACUCAAAUGUAUUUUGCUCAGCAUUUUUUUUUGUUUUUGUCGUUUCUAUGGCAAAAUUUCAAUUAGUUUUGUUUGUUGUUUCGCAGGGGAUAUGUAAAUUCCUGGAAGGAAGUUUUUUUUUUCUGUAUCACACAAAUGCUGAUGUAAUUAUUUUCUUCUUCCAGUUGUUAUGCAUACUGUUUUCUAUUUUUUUUUAAGUUGUGAAAAGUAUAACGAGAGAAGUACCCAUAAACUUUUUAGAGCAGUAUUGUUUAGUGCUUCGCAAGGACAAUAUGAAUUCCUGGAAUUCAGAUUUAUUGCAUUGAAAAAAUAAUAGUUAGGUGCCAAAGUUACGUUUUGCAAAUGUGUCUCCAAAUACAGCCAACCGAAGUAAAUGUUGUUUAAGCCAGCCUCUAAAUGUAUUUAACAAUCGAACUGUUGUUCUUACGCUCAAAGUGUUAUGUGUGUUUAUGAGUGUAACUUGUAUGUAUGUAUGUAUGUGUCAAAGGAAACCGAACGGUAUUGUUAAUGUUGUGCCAAGCUUUUCAUUCUCCGAUUACUCAUUCAACUGACUCCAACCGCUGGAUGCCACGUAGCAGCGAUCAACGAAUUGCCAACGAUUAUCAAAAACUUCGGUGGCACUUUGCUUGAGUGUUCCGCUCUUUUUAGCCCAACGUCCAACGUCCAAUUUCCAUCAUUUUCGAACCCGCCCACUGGCAAUUAGGUUUAAACACUUUUUAAAUGCAUUUUGAUUGUAGGUAAUUGAGCGCGUGAAUGGCCAUUUGUUGUUUGUUUCUGUUUCUGUUUCUGUUUCUGUUGGUUUUGGCCUUGUUUUCCGCUUUUUCCGCUUUUCCCGUGACAGGGCAUCCAAUUGGAGGGCUGUCAAGCGAGCGGAGCAGCGUUUCGUUUCAUUUCAAAUGAAUUCAAUUUGAGCGACCACCGCCCCCACCAAGUGGGCGUGGCCGGCGCUUGCAUUUGUUAAUUUUUGCCAUAUUCAAUUUGUGGCAUUCAAUUAAAAUAGUGAAAUUAAACCAGAUAGGAUAGUCAUUACUCGUAACACACAAAGCAUACAACUAAAACAAAAAACAAAAGAAAAAAAAACAGAAAACAGAAAAAAAAAAAUUGAAAAACAAAAAGCGAAAAUAUUUGAAGAGACAAGUGAAUAAAAAGUGCAGAACAGGAUGUCCCUAAAUUUAUGGGCUCUGUCCGCGCAGAAACUAAUUGCGAAGCUCCAACUUGUGUCAUAGAAUAAGCCAAUUCAGAUAUAUGUCUAUGUAGUUAAUAGCUAAUAACUAACUAACUAACAACCAGCAGUACGGUUAAACAAAAAGCGAUAAAAACAAAUAUUGAAAAUAAGCCAAUGUAAUUAAAUUAAGUCCACUUCAACACGCAUACAACGACACGCACAGACACACAGACACACGGACAGACGGACACACAACCACAGACAAAUGAAUACCAUCAAGUAAACAUGGAGAAACUAAAUGUAACGAUAACGAUAACGAUAAUUUUUUUUUUGUCAAAUUCCUAGCACGGUAAGUUGAACUUUUAGGCUAACCGCAUAGGCUGAUUGCGAGUGGCAGUUAAGGAUAAAUUACUCUAAUUCAUAUGUACUCCUAGUCCACUAGAUACAUAUACAUAUGCAUAUACAUAUAUAUAUGUAGCCGUACACAAAACGAAACUAAUCUAGCAUUGAGAAAGGCAAAUAACAAGUAAGAAAUACCGCAGUUCGCAUCAUAUAUAUGUAUACAAACAUCUCUCUCUCUUAUAUAUAUAUAUAUAUAUACAACCCAACCAAAAGAAAAGAGAAGAAUAAAUACAUCAUGAACAAUUUAGUCAAAAAUCAA